UUGCAACUUUCCUCUCUCCAGGAGAAAGUAAAGCAUGAGCCACUGAUGGUGCACCUCCAGGACCGCUCUGCUCUCCUUUCACUAAGAUCAAACUAACACAUUUCACACGUGGAAACAUCAGGACAACAUCCGGCUCUGCAGAACAAACAGCCGAUGCUUCACUGCGAGCGUCUCUGCAAACAAAGGAAGCUCAGAUUCAAUCACUUAAGAUCGUUUGAGUCUGAACAACGAUGUCUAAUGAGUAGAUUUCAUUGUAACCUUGUACUCAGCGCUUUGUUCAAUGUUUCCCAUCAGGUUGAUGACUCGAGAAACUUUGUGUUCACGGUGCUGGGAGAACGGGCCACUGGGCUCAGGAAGGUCAGGAACUGCGCCAUCUGCUACGACCCCUGCAGGCGUGCAGAGGAGUGCGCCUUCAUCCAGGAACCAGUGCUGCCUCAGCAGGCGGAUGUGGACCUGGUCAUGGUGCUGGACAGCUCCAGGGAGAUCCAGGCCGAUGAAUACGCCGGUGCCCGGCAGCUGCUGAGCUCUGUGGUGGAGCAGCUGGCCGUGAGUCCACAGCCCCGCCGAGCCGGCCGCCAGGCCCGAGUAGCUCUGGUCCAACAGAGCACCAAGGUGGAGUUCGGCCUGCAGACCUACCAGAAUGCUGGAGACAUGAAGACGUACAUGAUGCAGAACAUGCAGCAGCAGGGCGGCUCUUUGGCGCUGGGACAGAUGCUGGACUACACCUUGAGGGAGGUGCUGCUGAAGGCCGGCCAGCCGCGCAGCAAGAGGGCCGUCCUGACUGUGGUGGGCACCAAGACGGCCUACAGAGACCAGGCUAAGCUGCGCUACAUCUCCCAGAAGGCCAAGUGUGAGGGGGUGGCGCUGUUUGUGGUGACGGUGGGUGAUCGUUACAACCGGACGGAGGUGGAGGAGCUGGCCAGCGUGCCGAUACAGCAGCACCUGAUCAGACUCGACAGGCUGAAGGCCGACGAGCAGGGCUACGCCCAGCGCUUCAUCAGGGUCUUCCUCUCCGCCCUCAACAAGGGAGUCACCUCGUAUCCUCCUCCCUCUCUGAGGCGAGCAUGUGACCAGCUGGGCGGCCAGGAGGGAGGACAGAUAUUCAUAACGGGUCAGGGCGUGGCACAGCUGGAGGACGUGUUUGGAGAGGAGGUGGAGGAGGACUUCCAGGAGCAGACCGGAGGACAGAUUCAGACCGGGCAGCUGGACGUCAUCGACGCUCUGAUCAGAGGAAACGGCCAGAAAGUCAUCUCUGACACGCACGCCAAAGCCCGGUGUCAGCUGCCCGCUGAUAUCGGCAACCAGUGUAAGAAAUACGCCACAGCCUGGUUCUUUGACACAAACGUCGGUGCAUGCUCUCGGUUCUGGUAUGGCGGCUGCGGCGGCAACGCCAACCGCUUUAGAACGGAAUAUGAAUGUUUCCAGACAUGUGGGAACCAGCAUCCCAAUGUGGUGGAGAAGACUCUGCCUGCCAGCUUCGCCUCUAAAGAUUCCUGUAUCCUCCCUCAGGACCGGGGCAGCUGCGACAACUACACGAUGAUGUGGUUCUUUGACGCCGCACAGAAGGAGUGCGCUCGCUUCUGGUACGGCGGCUGCGGCGGCAACAAGAACCGCUUCCUGACGCAGGAGGAGUGUCAGAGCCUGUGUGGGACGAAGAUCAGAUGAGGAGGACGAGAGCGUCACGGCUGAACACGCAUAAGGAAACCUGCCGAGGCCACUCAAUGAAUUAGUCACAGCAUUUACCCGCCCUCCCCCGCCGCCAUCAGGGAAACUGCUCGAACGCUUUCAGUCAUCUGUCGCCUGCUUUUUGUUUGUUUACACGCAUGUUCGAUUUAAAGAGGCCCAGAAAGGUCACAGGAACGAUCGCCUAAGUCUCAGUCCCAGCAGGUGUGACCUGUAACAGCUGACACGGUCGCUGCUCAUCGCACUGGUUUGUCCUCGUCCACAUUAGGAAACAUAAAAAAGUGAGACAUACAAAUUCGGGACUUGCUGUUUGUACAGUUAGCCUCAGUCAAAGAGGCCACGCCCCCUGUAACGCAAACUUUAAAACAGGCUGGAAAGGUUUAACGUGCGAUUCUAUGGCGACUCACUCACUGCUGCCUCUGCUGGGCACAGGAGAGAUUGCAGGUUGGUGCUCAGUUCUCAGAGAUGCACGGUGCUGUAUCAUAAUCCAGCUCACAGGAAACGUGAACGUUACUGUGACCUUUCAGGGCCUCCGUAGUUUUCCCUCCAGAGCACAUCCCGUUAUCCUCGCUGCUCGACUCCCCUCACAGACCCCGCCCACGCUCCUUUCCCUCCAGUCAGGUGCUACUUUUUAUAAAUCAGGUGGAGGCUGAUGUGAGAACAAGGUUAAGACUUGAGAGAAGUUUAUGUGUUGAUGUGUAAUUUUCCAUGAACCUGAAGCAGCAUUAAAAACACAGGUAGAAGUGAAGCGUGUACAGUAUCGCUCCCACAGACGGGACUGUGUGGACUCCAUGUAACUGCAGCUUUCACUCGUCAACGAUGGUUUAAGAAAAUAAAAUGAUCUCAAGUGUC
Pundamilia nyererei is the source of this 2535-nucleotide messenger RNA. RefSeq names its product collagen alpha-4(VI) chain-like. Gene Ontology annotation, molecular function: serine-type endopeptidase inhibitor activity. The coding region runs from base 154 to 1665 and encodes 503 amino acids. NCBI's taxonomy places the organism in Eukaryota, Metazoa, Chordata, Actinopteri, Cichliformes, Cichlidae. The transcript has 7 exons. The record is from RefSeq and is a predicted model, not a curated record.